AUGACUACUUUACUGGAACUCAUUAAGGACGCGUCUGUUAAUUCUAAAUCACUUGAUUUGCAUUCGGAUUAUCCGGUUGUUCUCAAUCCAGAUAAGAUUUUGUCUAAUUUGAAGUAUGAACUUGAAGAUGAUUCUUCUUCGUACCCUAUUAAACCCCUUAUUGGAUGGAAAAUUUCACAAACUGAUAGCGAAAUCAUUGAGAUCAACAAAAAAUUUAUAGAAGAGCUGAAAAAGAAGGUUCAGAGCACCGAUAAUUUGAAAAGGGAUGAGUUUAUUGGUAGUUUGAUUUCUUAUCUGGAAAACAUUAGGGGGAAAGUUGGGGUUUUGAUUGAGAUUGGUGAUUCCUCUGGUAGUGCUCAUUGCAAGAUUUUGAUUGGCAAAAUUGGAUCUUUCAUCGGUAAAGAUGUUGCUGGUUUGGUUUUGGAUGGGUGUAUUUCUUUGGAGAUAUGGGAAUUGGUUGAAGCUUUGAUUGUUAAUGGUGUUGUUGUGAAUUCUUGUUAUUCAAACCUGGUUGCUAAGUUGGUGGAAAAAAAGAGGUCUGAUUUGAUCUGUUUGUGUUGUAAGCAUGCUUUUGAUCUCGGUACAUCAGAAAUAUUCUCCAUUUUGAGGUAUUUUCUUUCUCCGUCUAAAGAUGCUUAUGAUUCUAUGGUAUCUAUAAAGAAGGAGUGGGAGAACCAAGCAUUGUUGGCCAUUGAGAAAGCAAGUGACAGCAACCUCAAGCGGAAGAAUUUGGUUGUUGCAAAGGAGGCUUCUAUUUUAUUUAUGUUGGCAUACGAUGGUUUCUCUGCUCCUGAACUUUGUUUGCAUUACUUGGUUUCAUCACCGAACAUCAACAAUGCAAUAUCAUCCCCUGCAUUCAAUAAGUUGAAUGGCAAAGAAUUGUUGAACUUGAUUCGCUAUUUAGCAAAAUGGUUUAAGAAAUAUGAGAGAUUUCCUCAAGCUCGUCCAUGUCCGAAAGCCUCGUCGGUUUUAGAUUUGGAGGCUUGCCAUUGGAUUCCUAAACUUGAAGAUGUUAUAAAAUGCCUUGGUUUUGUGCUCGAUGAGAAUUUUUCUUCAUUGGUGUUACAUCCACAGUUUCAUGAAGAGUUGAGAUCAAUUGAAGGACUGGUUAGUUGUUUGACAGCUGAAGCUAAAAUUUGUAACAUGGUGACUGCUGUAACCGAAAAACUAAAGAUCGAAGUAACAAGAGGAAGGGACAAAUUGAUAUGA
Lathyrus sativus (Indian pea) is the source of this 1209-nucleotide messenger RNA. The record is from the annotation of a GenBank genome assembly. NCBI's taxonomy places the organism in Eukaryota, Viridiplantae, Streptophyta, Magnoliopsida, Fabales, Fabaceae.